Molecule: messenger RNA, 1527 nt
Organism: Metarhizium brunneum ARSEF 3297
Lineage: Eukaryota; Fungi; Ascomycota; Sordariomycetes; Hypocreales; Clavicipitaceae
Gene: LSB3
Product: LAS seventeen-binding protein 3
Biological process (GO): regulation of ruffle assembly
Cellular component (GO): ruffle membrane
Molecular function (GO): phosphatidylinositol binding
Source: RefSeq, a predicted model, not a curated record
AUGCAAAAGGUCAAGUCGAAAUUGCCCUCGUGGGACACCACCAAGACCCAGAGCAAGAAGGGCUUCGACAAGGCAUGGGGACUGCUGGAUAAGCUCGGGGCGCCGGUCAACCGGUGGACAAACAAGAUUGGCAGCGAGGCAUUUUGGCCGACGACGCUGGACAAGGAGAGUUACAAGGCGGCCAGGAUCCUGAGAUCAUUCUGCAAGGACGGCUUCUACACAGACGACGAACCACCUACCGACCAAGCCGGGCCGAAAAAGGCGCCCAAGGUCAUCAAAAAGAUUCCCCAAAAAGUCAUAGAAAAUGCCGUCGGGCUCGCCAUAUUCACCACGAUGCGCACCGGGCUCUGGAUCUCUGGGGCUGGUGGUUCUGGCGUGCUGGUCGCCCGUCAAGAAGACGGCACGUGGUCGCCGCCGUCGGGCAUCAUGCUGCACACGGCCGGGCUGGGAUUCCUCGUCGGCGUCGACAUCUACGACUGCGUGCUGGUCAUCAACAACCGCAAGGCCCUCGAGGCGUUUACCAAGAUCCGCGCCACGCUCGGGGGCGAGAUCUCGGCCGUCGCCGGGCCCGUGGGAGUCGGCGGCGUCGUCGAAAACGACGGCAAGUGGAAGCAGGCCAACAGGCCCGUCUUCACCUACCUCAAGUCGCGGGGCUUCUACGCGGGCGUCCAGGUCGACGGCACCGUCGUCAUUGAGCGCAGCGACGAGAACGCCCGGUUCUACGGGGAGAAGAUUGGCGCGGCGGACAUCCUGGCGGGCAAGGCGAGGCACCCGCCGCCCGAGAUCAAGAUGCUCAUGGAGACGCUGAGGGCGGCCGAGGGCAAGGCGGACGUGGACGCCGCCAUGAUGGACGAGCUGGACGAGCAGCUGGCGCCGGGGGAUCUCAGCAUCCAGGAGCCGGACCCGGACGGGGUCGUGUUUGGCGUCCCGGAGCCCGACGACCCUGACCCGUACGGCGUGCAUGCCCUGGAGAGGGAGGGCCUGGAGAUACUCGAGGCCGGCACCAGGCAGAGGCCAUCGAGCAUGCAGUUCGAGUACCACCCCAGCCCUUCCAGCCCUACAUAUGGCAGGUUCUACCGGAGGAGCAUGGACACGGCAGUUGGGGGCGCCACACCCGUGAGUGCUGCGUCGGGGUCUAACUCGCCUUGGGGGCGGGCCGUCGGUGCGUAUGCUUCGUCCGACGCCGGGACGCAAACAGAUGAUGCGGUCAUUGUUGCCAGCGUCCGUUCUGAGGACGGCUUUGAGCGGCAAGACGUGCAGCACAAGGAUGGCCACGCCGAGCCCGAGCACUUCUACGACGUCACUGACGGCGAGAACGAUGUGUUUGUGAACGGGGGGAAUCCGUGGAAGACAAACGAGGCGGAUAGGGAUUCUGGCGUUGCGAUAGACGAGAGCGAAAGACUGGAGCUGGCGAGAGAGGCUGACAAGCCUGCGUCAAGGAAGGCAGAAGAAGAAGAGGAUCAAGAACAAGCGCUGCAGAACGUACGCCGCGAGCCGCCGCCAUUGCCGCCGCGAAAGUUGACGUAG